Messenger RNA from Syngnathoides biaculeatus (alligator pipefish), 8196 nucleotides. It is a transcript of the gene jcada, whose product is annotated as junctional cadherin 5 associated a. Bases 394 to 5232 code for a protein of 1612 amino acids. Lineage: Eukaryota; Metazoa; Chordata; Actinopteri; Syngnathiformes; Syngnathidae. Gene Ontology annotation, cellular component: adherens junction; ruffle membrane. The record is from RefSeq and is a predicted model, not a curated record. Gene Ontology annotation, biological process: positive regulation of blood vessel endothelial cell proliferation involved in sprouting angiogenesis. The transcript is spliced from 5 exons.
UUGAGAAGAGGCUCAACCAGAAUCAUUUACAGCCUCGCUCGAUGGGGGGCAAGGCUGAGUUUUCCAGCCAUCGCGGUGAACGCUGAGCGUCGCUGCAUCCAGCUGCCUGCGGAGGCGGGAUGCUCCCUGGGUGCUGUUGUCCCUUCGUUCGCGGUGAGGGGGCUGUUCCCUCACCCUCCGCACAUCCGCGCUCGCUCAGUCCGUCCGGAGCAGCGGCGGGGAUGAGAGCCAACGCGGCGACGCGCUCUUCAGUGAUGGCCUCGCCCGCACAUUUGUGCUGGUGAUCCUGCCGCCGCACACGGGGAAGAAGCAGACACCUCUCUCCCAAAAACUGUGGAAAAAGGACAUAGAGGGAGGGAAAGAGGAAACACACCAGCAUAAACAAAUGCGAACAUGUACAGCGUGGAGGACCUCCUCAUUUCUCAUGGAUAUAAGCUACCCAAGCAUACGACCGCGUCCACCGCCCCGACCCCGACUCCUGCAGCCACAUCCCGCCAGGCGCACUCUUCCUCACCUCCAUCUUACAGUAAGCACCACGAGAGUCUGGGGAGCAGGCCAUGUAGCAGAUUAGUGAACGGCUACGAAGGAGGUUCGAGAGCGGCGUACGGGAACAACAGUGUAAGCAGCCACCAACAAGUGUACGUGGCCGGAACUGGGUGCCCCAACAACAAUGUCGAACCCAGGGACAGAAGCCAAUCGAGGCAGGAGGGAGAAAUCCAGGGCCAAAUCGAAACUCCUUCCUUUGGAGAGUCGCUGACCUCAGACAGUGGGUUCUGCGAUGGCACCAGAGGUCAACAGAUGCCAUCCAAAGACGUGUCCUUCUGGAGGAGGAGAGGCCAGGACUUUACCGUGCUGCUGGAUUCCGCUGACCACAGAGAGUGCCAUGCGGGGGGAAAUGGGGAAUAUAACAGACAAGAGGGACAUCAACAAGCACGAGGUCAAGAAUUGUCCACGGAAGAGCGUCAGAGAGUAGCCCAGGAGAGGCAACGCUGGGCAGCCCAGGUCCAGGCUCGUGCUAAAGAGAGGGAGGCAGCUCUCAAACAGUGGAGGAUGGCCACCGAGAGGAAGUGCCAGAGCCUGGGGACAGAAGAGUGGCGUCCAGCUGUCAGCUUUAGUCGCCAGAUGUCGCAGAGUGAGGGCGAACGUCGGGCGCAGGAGCAGCAGCGGCUCCAUGCCAGGACACCAGAGGGAAUGGUAGUCCACCCCAGGACCAAAGCCAAAUCCCAGUCCAUGCCCAGGAUGCUGCGACCUGAGAGCCUGCAAUAUGUGAACAUGGCAUCAUGCGGUCAGGACUUGUACAGGCGGGUUAACGGCCAUCCGCUGUCACACCAUCACCUUUACAGGGCACCCCGCUGGCCGGAGAAUGGUAGGCCAGCAAGUGCCAACCCAUUAUCAUUAACGCCAAAGCCCCGCUUCACUCGACCCCCCAGACCUCCCUCCUAUGAAAUGCACCAGCAGAUCAGGGGAAGCUGUGAGGUGUUGUCUGGGAGAGACUCGGUUCUUUCCCACACCAGGGAGAGGACCCCUCUUCCCAUCACGCGAACAGGUGACGCGCCAUUAGACUAUUUUGCACAGGAUUCUGGACCUCCAGGAUACAUCCCUCCCCCAUCAUAUAAGCGAGCCCCCGUCAUUAUAGGAGGGCGUCGAGGAUAUGGUGAAAUUGCAGUUGAUUACAGGUACAGAGGUGACAUGUACCAGCAGAUACAUGUUGCUCCAGAUGGAUCUCACUGGAUCGCUCGACAUCCAGCGGGUUCUUGGUCCGAGUCAUCCAGAGAGCGAUGCAUUGCGGGCCAGAAGCAGCUCCAUCCUGUUUGUACUUUGCAAGAGCAUCCAGGGGGAGGGGUCCAGUAUAUCUCCUUUGAUGACCCCCGCAUACGGCACAUUUCCUCAGCUCUUGGUGGUAAUUCCCUGACAGACGCGGACAAGAUUCGUCACAUCCGCAACGAGUUACCCAGCACCGCCGUGUCGGAGCCAGGGUCCGGCAACAGUGCCUUUAUGCCCCCGUCAAAGGGGCCUUUUAUCGCUGCCAAACUGGCUAGCGAUGCUAAUCAGACGUCUUCAUGUGACUUUGUCAAUGACAAUAAGAGGUGGCACAGCAAUUUGCACAAAGCGACUGACGAUAACUUCUCAGCAACUGACCAAAAUUGCAACACAUAUUCCAAAAACCAACGUCCUUCUCCUUCGCCAUCUUCAGCCUUUCAGGCCCCAAUAAGAAGAGCAGCGUCUCGCCAGGGGUCCAGCUUAGAUCAAGUCUUUGCAGAAACCAUCACACAAGUGAAGAAAAUUGCCCCAGAUUCAGGGUUGGAGAAUAACAGAAAUACUAAGAGAAGAGUGAGUGAGACCAUCUUCUGCCUUGUGUCUGUUCCCCUUCACACGCCAACUAACCUUAACAAAGAUUUAUCAGCAGAUCAGAACAACAAUGGCACAGCACGAAGUCUGACUGUGAACAAUACUGAAACCUUUGCUGUAGGCCUCAAGGAGACCCAUACCUUGCGAAGCAAGUCAGUAAAUGAGAUGCCCAUCCGAGUCCACUACUCACAUUUUCACACCACCAGCACUUCCUCCCUGAGGAAUUACAAGAGAGCUCCUUUAAGGAAGGAGAUCAUAGAUGCCUGGGCACUUCAAGCCAAUGAGGACAAGGACAUGUCUUCUUCCGGGUCCUGGCCUGGAAACCAGUACCGUAACCAGGAAACCCAGACUGGCUCCCCCUUAACUGUGGUCAAAAGUCCAGAACCCCAAAGCCCAUCGGAAAAACAAGAGCCUGUCCUCUCUGCCUCGGACGCAAUGACUGAUAGCGGAGUAGGAACAGAUAAUGGUUCCUCUUACGGCUAUCCCAUGGCUGGCCAGAAAAACCUCCAUCCCUCUAGUAACAGCGCCUUCUCACGACUUUGCAACAGCCCAACACCGCAGCAAUCAUUGCAACCUUCUGGAGAAAACAUAUCUUCCCCAUCCAAACAACCUGAUCCAGUGGACCAGAACCCAACAUCUCCAAAGGGGAGCAACUUGAGUCCUCCAGAGUGUGCCGCCGUACAAGUGGCCUUUGGUCAGUUUCUCCUAAAACCAGUAAACCGACGGCCAUUCGAUGCCAUUGGUGAGCUGGAAACCAUCAAUAAAGAAAUGGAAGACACAAUCAGCAAGAGGCGUCACAUUGGUUUGUCAAUUGAUGAUUUAGAUGGGAUGAAUAAAAGAAAUUGUCACUAUAGAUCAGGAACACAUUUUACCACCGGCCUGGGGGCAGGCAGAGAAGCAAUAAGUCUUCCACCCAUACACACAGAAAAACCACCUUUCAAAAUAAGAUCAAAAUCCUUUCCCUCUGCCAAUGAUUUGGAAUCCAUGGCCCAACAACAGGCUUUUGUGAGACCGCAUACCAACAUAACAUUAACUGAUAAAGUAUCCGUAAUCCCCAGAUCAGGUAGGAGACUAGGUGAGUCCUCACUGCCACAAGACAGUCAUUCUAACCGGUUUUAUAGGCAGGAUAUUCCCGUCCCUCAGGAGUCAAUGCUAAGAGAUGUUGGGCUAACGGUCUACACAGAGACUCCUAGUGGUCACGGGGAGACAACACAGCUCUCACUCUUGGUCUCUCAUGAACUUGACCAUGAGGAACUGCCAGUGCAGCGUUCAAACGAGACCACCACCGUACAUGUAAAAAAGAGUGGCAGGCUAGAGAGCAGUUCUGAUCUAGAGUGUCAAGAAACAGAAAGUGAAACAAAAGCUCAAUUAGACAAAGUGUCCCGAGGCAGCGAUGAUCUGAAUUCGAACAUUUGUGGAAGUGAGACCGAAAACUGCAAAGUGCCCAAGAGUAAAAGUUCCCCAUUUGACACCCAGCUGACCCUGGAGGCUCCCUUUGUGUUCAAGGAUGAUGGUAAUGGCAAAUACAGGGACCCUGAACCUAUAAAAUACAAAACAAAUGCGUCAACAAUAGCAGACGUUCAUCUUGAGACCAUACUUAUUCAAGAGAAAGCCAAUGCACUGCCUGAAGAGGACCUCAGUAGCUUGUAUGAAGUAAAAUGUGCAAAGGGAAUACCAGAAAAUGAAUCAAUUGAACAGAGAGCUGCCAGAAUUUUAGGCAUUACCGUUCCAAUGCAGACGUUGGGAGUGUCAGAAAAGAGUGACGAUGGAGAACCUUCUGUAGCUGAGGAACUACACGUUGCGAGUGAAGACAAACAGAAUGUGAUCGAAGAGUGUGAGGAAGUCGAACGGGAAUCCCUAAUUUUACUGGGAACGGAGAUGGAAGGAGUUAAAGUGUCGAAAUUAAGGGAAGACCACAAUGAAGAUGGCAGACAAAAGCACAGCAACAAUCCCGAUGAUGGGAAACACAAUGAAGAUGACAUCACUCAGUCUGUAAUGGUGCUGGACCUGCCUGAAUUUCCACCUUAUAAUCUUCCUCUAUCCUUACCCGUCAGCCCCGAUGAGAAGCAACCACUAAAGAAAGGAGAAAAAAAGGGCACGGCACCACAUCCUUCAAGUAAGUUUAUUGAAGCCCUGCAAGAAAAACUAAGCUCUUUCACUUCCGCAUCUGCGACAUCUGCGGGCAGGUCAACCACGGACAGACUAGCCCGACUCAAAGAGCUGGACUCGGUGUCUCGGAUUAGACGCCUCAGCCUGAAAGGUUCCACUUCCACUAAAGAGCGUAAUUCUGAGGAGAGCGAUAUGGGUCGAGAGAAAAACUUUGUUCAGGAAGAGACGAAGGUUGAGGUUAAACAAGAAAAUGAAGAAGUUGUGAAUGCACAGAAUGGGGAGAGGAGAGAGGAGGAUCUGGAUUCUCCUGUUGAGCAUGAAAAUGCAGAUGAAACGCAGCGCGAGAUAGAGACCCUCAAAGAUUGUCAACCCGGUGAAGACAAUGAAGACAUAUGCAAAGGAAAUGGAAAAUCAGAGGAGGUACAACGUACAAAUGACGAAAUUACAGGAAAAGCAAUGAAGGGAGUAGGCCGGGAAGAAGCCGGCGUGAAAACAGACGGAAACGUGGAGCUCCACGUUGAACCCAACACGGACAAAAAUGAAGCAGCAGAAGUUAGAAGUGAAAUGACAAACGACGUCAAGGUCGAAAAGUUGCCCAAAGCCAAGCGCCGCACGAAGCUCCAGAAACCUCCACUGCUUCCGAAACCGCGAAGCGUUCCCAAAAGAGAAAUAACCCUACCGCUCAGUUUCAGCACCGAGUCCUCAAAUAUGGAACACGAGGAGAUGCUAAAUGUCACAGACUCCUAUGACCCCAGUCGGGUGGAGCGAGUGUAACCUCCACUGUGGACCUCUUUCUUUUUCCAACUUAACAACCUUUUUUUUGUCCCAAGUAAAAAAAAAAAAAAAAAAAAAUUCUUAUCCCACAACUUUGUCGGCUGUGACGCUUCCAGUAUUGUUACAUAUCACCCGCAACAAAUCUGACUUUCCUGGUGCUGCGAAAACUUUUUUUUUUUUUUUUUACAGCCAAAUAAAAAAAUAGUGCCAAUUCAAAGUCAGCUGGGAUUGGCUGCAGCUCACUGGUGACCCUGAUGAGGACAAGCAGUCUCAAAAAUGGAUGGAUGGAGAUUUCUCCGAGCAUUUUGAACCCUCCCCCUCCAGUCACCCCUCAAAUGUUUCUUUGCUACACCAAGUAAACUGCCUUCCUGUGAAAUAAUUCAAGUUUUUUUUUUUUUUUUUUUUUUUUUUUUGCUUUCCGUUACCAUGCAUGACAUGAUUUCCUUCGGCACCGGACCUUCUGGCUCAGUGUUGAAUUAUGAAUGUAAAAGUGCUUCUGCUCUUCAAAACACAAAACGAAAUGUAACAGGUUAAUUCAAAAAAUGAAAAAAAAAAAGGUGACAGUAUUGCAUUACAAUCAGUAUUAAUCUUCAGCAAAUGUAAAUAUGAGAAAAAGAGUAUAAAAUUUUAUCCAGGUGAUAAAUAUCAAUCCAAGAAAUGUAUAUUUUCUUAUAUAUGUUGAGAAAAUGAUAGAUUUUUUUAUGUGGUAUUUGAGUGUUACACUAAUAAUGGAACCCUCUUUUGUUUAUUCUUCUACGUGUAUGAUAGUGAAUGUACUCAAUUUGGGUUGCAAUGAGAAACACUGUGGUCUUUCAAUAGUUUCACUCGAGAGCAAUAUAGUUAUUGUACGUUUUUGGGAUAGAUUUGCGGUAGUACUGUAUGGCUCCGUUUCGAGAAGGUGAUCUUAUUUAAAUGUCUAUGUUAAAGCUUUACAUUUUGGUACAAUUGUGCGAUUUUGCUAUUUUGGAGGUUCUGGCCAUUGCGUUGAUGAGAACCAAAUUGUGAAAGAUUUCUAUUUUGAGCGUGAUUUUGUUGCGAUAGCCCGCUUCGCUUUUAGCAGCAGCAUUAGCAAAUGCCACAUACUCGACAGCGGAAGUGACCGAUUUGCCAACCGCGAUCAAACCCAUUCAAAAUAUUAUCUAUAUAUUUUUGGGCGGGAACGUUUUGAGUCUAUAUUUAUCUGCAGUUCUUCUUCUAUCUGUGAUUUCAGAAGUGCUUUUUCUGCAGGAAAUGAUAAAUAUCGUGUGGGUAUGUGGACUGAAAGGUGUGCCUUGUAUGCACUGUUUCUCUUGGCUGACUCGUGUGUAAAACAGCAAACAUCAUCAUUUGCAUUUAUUUAUUUUUAGUAUUAUUUACUCUUGUGAAAGUGUUGGCGAAUAUAGUAAAAAUGAAAUGUCCAGUAGUUGUUAUUCUGAAUGAAAGUUGUAAAGUUAAGAGAAAAAAGAUAGCGAAAUCACUUGGAUGUAGGGACGGGCGGACUCCUACAGUUAUAAAAAUAAAGGCCUAAUUAUAUACACCUAAAAAGAAAACAAAAUACUGUGAUAAAGUAUAUAACAUUUCCAGUUGUUUAUUAUUUUCUUUUAAAGUUAAGUUGCCAAAUGAGGAGAAAAAUAUUUUGGCACGGUGGAUCAGCUGGUAAAGUGUUGGCCUCACAGUUCUGAGGUCCCGGGUUCAAUCCCGGCCCCGCCUGUUUGGAGUUUGUAUGUUCUCCCCUUGCCUCCCACAUCCCCAAAACAUGCAACAUUAAUUGGACACUCUAAAUUGCCCCUAGGGGUGAUUGUGAGUAUGACUGUUGUCUGUCUCCAUGUGCCCUAUGAUUGGCUGGCAACUAGUCCAGGGUGUACCCCACCUCCUGUUCGUUGACAGCUGCGAUAGGCUCCAGCACUCCCCGAGACCCUCAUGAGGAUAAGUGGCUAAGAAAAUGGAUGGAUGGACAUUUCACAAAUGAAGUACUGGUAGUCAUUUUAACAAGUAUAAUGUAUAAAAUUGCUACUUUUUUUCCAUGUGACUAUAGACAUGUAUUUUUACUUUUGACCUAAGAAAUAUUUUUUUUAAUUCUAUUUGGGUUCAAUGUACUAUUCUAUCAUAUAUUCUUAAUAAUAAUCAACAGAACAUUGUAAACAUGUUCAAUUAUUUUAUGUUCAAGAGUACUUAUUUAAGAGGUUUGGAGCAGAACUGACUUUGCUUUGGUGAUAGCAAUACAAAAGACAUUUGGGAAUAUACCAAAAGCAGACUUUAUACUAUGCAUUGGACAUCAACAUUGACUGGGUUUAAUACCAAAAUUCAAAGCUGCAACUACUGGUUUCCUCGUGUCUGGCCUAUGCCAGUUUUUUUUUGUUUUAAUUUUGUCAGCAAGAUGAUUAUGAUCCCCACGAUGUUGUUGGUCCAGUUGUAGACGUAUGGGAAGGUGGCUUUGACGAGACUGAUGUGGUAGCUGAAGCCGAGGUUUGUCUUAUUCUCGUUUUUUUUUUUGACCCAGUACCCGUCCUGCCUCGUUCAAGGUCAUCCUCAUUAAUCUUUUGUACUGCAAGUUAUUUGUAUCAUAUAGACUGACUGGUCCACAUCUUGCUUUGAUAUUAUCUAUUUUCAUACUGACAAUAUAUGGAUAGAUUCCUUUUUUUUUUUUAAUGUGCGGCAUCUUUAGUUGUGUGUGUUUGCGUGCGUGUGUGUGUGUGUGUGUGUGCAUGAAAUGCGUAACAACUCACUGAGAAGUGUAUUUACAUAUACUUGCAUUUGGUACGGUAUAUUAAAGUCUAUCCAAUAAACAACUGUUAUAUUUCAAAUAAUGUAUAUUUUAUUUUCAAAAGGUAUUCUACAUAUUUAAAAGCAGAACAUGGUAUUUUUAGAUUGUGAAAAGGGAACUAAUUAUAAAAGGCACAAUGUUUGUCUACAUUGAAAUUGAUCAUUUAGAAUGAUCGUAGAGACAAGUGUGUGCUAUUGUACAGUAAUACAGACUUCAUAAAU